Messenger RNA from Hipposideros armiger (great roundleaf bat), 2206 nucleotides. RefSeq names its product syntaxin 7 (gene STX7). Gene Ontology annotation, biological process: vesicle-mediated transport; intracellular protein transport; vesicle fusion. Gene Ontology annotation, cellular component: SNARE complex; membrane; endomembrane system. The transcript is spliced from 10 exons. Gene Ontology annotation, molecular function: SNARE binding; SNAP receptor activity. The record is from RefSeq and is a predicted model, not a curated record. Bases 181 to 966 code for a protein of 261 amino acids. Lineage: Eukaryota; Metazoa; Chordata; Mammalia; Chiroptera; Hipposideridae.
AUGCGCAGUGGGCGUCCUAAAGCCAGCACCCAUCAGCUGGUAAUUGUAUUUGGGGGUUCUGGGGCCUUUGAGUGCCCGUGGCCGAAGCAGGAGGAGGAAGCCGAGGAGGUUGGGGUGACGGCUUAGCAAACUGCACAGCCCACCAACAUCUGAUGAAAUUAGUGUAUAAGCAAGUCCACCAUGUCUUACACUCCAGGAAUAGUUGGUGACUCCACCCAGCUGGCCCAGCGAAUCUCUUCCAAUAUCCAGAAGAUCACACAAUGUUCUGUGGAAAUACAGAGGACUCUGAAUCAACUUGGAACACCUCAAGAUUCACCUGAACUGAGGCAACAGCUGCAACAGAAGCAGCAGUAUACUAACCAACUUGCCAAAGAAACAGAUAAGUACAUUAAAGAGUUUGGAUCUCUGCCCACCACCCCCAGUGAACAGCGUCAAAGGAAAAUACAGAAGGACCGCCUAGUAGCUGAGUUCACAACAUCACUGACAAACUUUCAGAAGGUCCAGAGGCAAGCUGCUGAGAAAGAGAAAGAGUUUGUUGCUCGAGUGCGAGCCAGUUCCAGAGUAUCUGGUGGUUUUCCUGAGGAGAGCUCAAAAGAAAGGAAUCUUGUAUCCUGGGAAAGCCAAACUCAACCUCAAGUGCAGGUGCAAGAUGAUGAAAUUACAGAGGAUGACCUUCGCCUUAUUCAUGAGAGAGAGUCUUCUAUCCGGCAACUUGAAGCGGAUAUUAUGGAUAUUAAUGAAAUAUUUAAAGAUUUGGGAAUGAUGAUUCAUGAGCAAGGAGACAUGAUAGAUAGCAUAGAAGCCAACGUUGAAAAUGCAGACGUGCAUGUUCAACAAGCAAACCAGCAACUGUCAAGGGCAGCAGACUAUCAGCGCAAAUCCAGAAAAACCCUGUGCAUCAUCAUUUCUAUCCUUGUCGUCGGAUUGGCAAUUAUUGGUUUUAUUAUAUGGGGAGUGAAAAGCUAAAAUUAUAAAGGAGUACACUGUUGCACUACAUUAUCUAAAUUAUGUAGGAAGGUUCCUGUAAUUGUUUUUCUUAUUUUAAAGUUAUUGCAUAAAGGAUGGUUCCCAUACUUUGUUAUUUUUAUUUGAGGGGAAGUUUCCCUUGGAUUAAAUUUGAUAUUUUCUAAUACUGAAAGCUUUUCUAAAUAUCACUGCUGUCAUAAAUUCGUGUUUUUUGGUCUAAUAACUGUUAGGUUUUUGUCCAUAUUGUAUAUGUCUUUCAUUUUUUAUUUAUUUAUCCUCUUGACUUAGUUUUUGGAAUUAGUAAAUUUAACAUUGUGUAUGUUCUGUGGGCACCUAUUUCUGCCACAAUGUAACAUGCACCCAGAUUUGUGCAACUUCAAUUAUAAUACAAUUAUAAAGUUUAAUUUUGAUUUGGGCCAGCAGAGGAAAUAUUCUCAAUAAUUAAAACAUAUUAAUAUAUUUGUGUUGGCUUUUUUUUUUCUGGUUCAGAGCAGGAUAUAUUAUCUAUUUAACUUUUAUUGUUGGUUUUUUCUUAAGACCCUUGAUUACUUUGAGUGAAAUCAGUGAAUAACUUCCUACCAUAUUUCAUGUACCUGAUGUGUAUAUAGUAAGCAUUUGCUGUAGAUUGCCUAGUAAAAUACUAAGAGUGGAUUCUUCUUACACGGGCUCUGUUUAAGUCUGACAUUUACUGGGGAAUGUGUACUCACUAUAGAUGCUUAAUGUGAUUUGGAGGAAAAGUAUGGCAAAUCAGUACCAACUGUGUUCGAAUUCUAAACAUCCUAACCUGUUAUUUCACUGUGUAUUUCCACAGCUAUGUAAUGGAAAAUUACUUUUUCUUAUGUCCUAUAGAAUAAUGGCUACAUUUGGAUCCUUGGAUCAAAGUUAUUUGGGGGAAGUAACUUUUCCACAAUUACUGUUUUUCAGCACCCAGCACUUAAAAUGUAGUGUUUACCUUGCAUACCAUUUUAUAUCGUCCUUCAUUAGAAAAGGAAUUGGAUGUUUGCCAGUUAACUCACUUGCCUUUUUAAAUCGAUGUUGUUUUAAUGCACUAACCUGAACACUGUAGAGGGGAUCAUCUUCGUUUAUAAUUUGUAUUUUAUAGUGUUCUUAUAUAGCAGUUUGAUAGUGAAGGCAGUGUUUUACAUGGCAAGCUAUGAAACUUCAAAUGGGAACAAAUAAAAUAUUAAGUAACUAAGUAAAUUGUAUAUUUACAACCAAAAUAAAGAUGAUUUUAAAAGUG